CCCACUCGCCCCCUAGUAGGGUUUCCGAAUCAGAGGGAGAGCCAGAGAGGGAAAGCGAAAGCAGUGAUAGAUACAAAAAAAAAAAAGAAGAGAGUGGCAAGGCCGAGGGGGAAUUAGAAAAAGAGCUCAGGAGAAAAGAUAGCUUAUUCCUCGUCUUCUUCUUCUUCUCGAUCAGCUUCAAGCCGGAACUCGACGAUGGGAAGGGGAAAAUUCAAGGGCAAGCCUACGGGUCGAAGGCACUUCUCAACUCCUGAAGAGAUGCUGGCAGGUACAUCAGCUCGCCCUCGGACUUUUAAACAGGAAGAAGCUGUUGAAGAGGAGGAAGAAGAAUCUGAAGAGGAAUCUGAAGAAGAAUCUGAGAAGCGGAAAGGUACCCAGGGUCUUAUUCAGAUCGAGAACCCUAAUUUGGCAAAACCAAAGACUUUAAAAGCUAGGGAUGUUGAUAUUGAGAAAACAACUGAGCUCUCAAGGCGUGAAAGGGAGGAGAUAGAGAAACAAAAAGCUCAUGAGCGAUACAUGAGGCUGCAGGAGCAAGGGAAAACAGAACAAGCAAGAAAAGAUUUAGAGCGUUUAGCCCUGAUACGCCAACAGCGAGCAGAUGCAGCUAAGAAGAGGGAAGAAGAGAAGGCUGCCAAAGAACAAAAGAAGGCUGAAGCUCGCAAGUGACCCAUUUCAUGCCAGUAAAAGUUCAGUGGAAUAAGUUCACCUGCUACAAAAAUGCAUUCUCUUUAUGGUUGUCAAAUUAACUAGUUGUUAACUUCUUAUUGAAGUAAUUACCGUGUCAGCAUUUGUGAUAACUUGAUAUUUAACCUUGUUAUAGCCCAUAAAAAAUGCUUGACCUUGUUACUGUGUUGUUAUCUUAAGCACAGAUAGAAUUCCAAUUUUAUGAUGUUGUGGGCUUCUUUCC
Molecule: messenger RNA, 907 nt
Organism: Nelumbo nucifera (sacred lotus)
Lineage: Eukaryota; Viridiplantae; Streptophyta; Magnoliopsida; Proteales; Nelumbonaceae
Source: RefSeq, a predicted model, not a curated record